GUUGGCCUAUUUAAAGAAGAUACAGAGCUGCUAUUCUACCCACAAUACAAGCUCACCAGAGAUUGAUCUGUUUCUUGGCAGAAAGUUUGGAAUAUCUCAGGUUAUUUUUCUUGUUCAGAAGAUUUUGAAUAGCUAAGAUGAAGUACAUUCAAGUAGUUAUGCUGGUAAUGGCUGCAACAUUACUGGGUAGCAGUGCGUUUUUUCCAAGGGCAGAAGGUGGGAUGUUUGAUGUGUGUAACAUGGGUAUUGACAAGCUCAUGUUAUGCCAGCCUGCUGUGACAAAACCACCUUCAGACCCUACUUCACAGUGUUGUGAUGUUGUAAAAACUGCUGAUCUUAAGUGCUUGUGUUCAAAACAAUCUAUGUUGCCCAAAAGUGUUGAUCCCAAGCUUGUUACAACUUUGCCUCAGAAAUGCAAAGUAUACAAUGUUCCUGCUGAAUGCAAAGCUCUGCCAGGCCGUUCACUGUGAAAAGUCCACUGGGUUUUUCUCUGUUUGGAGCUUUGAGUUUUUUCUUUUCUGAGCAGUUGUGUGAUUACUUCUUGUAAUCUGAAGCUUGUAGGUUUACUAUAGCUUGUAAUGCAGAGGACUUGUCAAUAAGUUCUUCUUGCUUUUGUAAGGUGUGAAAUAAGAAUAAUCAUGCUUGUUUAAA
Molecule: messenger RNA, 651 nt
Organism: Cryptomeria japonica (Japanese cedar)
Lineage: Eukaryota; Viridiplantae; Streptophyta; Pinopsida; Cupressales; Cupressaceae
Product: putative lipid-transfer protein DIR1
Exons: 2
Coding region: 138-470 (110 amino acids)
Biological process (GO): systemic acquired resistance
Molecular function (GO): fatty acid binding
Source: RefSeq, a predicted model, not a curated record